ACAUAUACAGCAUUCAAAAAAAGAAAAAAAAAAAACGAAUAAAUAAAUAAAUAAAUAAGUAAAUAAUUUAUUGCUACUUAAGAGCUUCUGUACGUUUGUGUACGUUCGUGUGGGUUUGUUUAUUACCGCAAUUGAAUAUGGAAAAUCGUUUAAUAUUGAAAAUUCUUUGUUUCACAUUAUUAGCCGGCGUGUCUGCUUCACAGACUACACAAAUUGAUUAUGGUGAGGAGCCACCCGAAGGUUAUUACGCUUUCGUCGAAUCACCCAAUGCUAUACCGCCUAAGGUAAGACCGCCGCCAUAUACGCAUGUGACUAGCAAUUGCAAGAAUGUCGCGAAUGGCAAGAAGUCCUCGGUUUCCGUUAAUAAUAUUUGCGGUGAUCUUAAUAAAGGUCAAAUACCCAAGAAUCCAAUGCGUCAAAAUGUUUUGGGCGAACCAUAUCCAUUUGAACUUAUACGCAAUCAGACAUUGAAAUUCUUUUCAAAAACGUUACCAGUUUUGAAAGCAGACGACACAUUGCCCAAGGUUACGCAAAUCAUACGCGACGAUCCGGUUGAGACACUGGACUACAACAAUAUCGAUCGUCAUUACACGGCUCGGGCCAAACGCCAAGUUUCGGAAGACGAAGUGAAAGGAGAAAUGGAGCAUCAUGAUUACGGCUAUUUUGAUCCGGCUUUAGAUGAAGAAUUGAAAUUAAAGCAACACCAAGAACAACGUAAGCCACGUAAAUUCUGCGAUGGUGGCGGAGUGUUCUGCACUAUUUAUCGAGCUUUACAGGGUGAUAGCUCACCCUCGCCCACAGCUUCGGCAAUGACGGCUGAAAGGCGGGAAGAAAUCGGUCCCAUACGCUAUGAAGGACCGCCUACACCAUGCCCGGCGAAAGUGGAAUACGCUACACCUGUAUUUGCUAAAAACUAUCAAGGAUCGUGGCGUUACGUAGUACAGAUACCCUACGAAGGUUACUUCACGCAAACCGUUGAGGUGACACGUUGCAUACAGGCACGUUGCCAUUAUUUAGAUGGUGGUUGUUUGUCAUCGCCCCGUUGGGUUAGCCUACUCGUGGCAGAAAUAUUCUAUCCGAAUGCGGAAGAUGCAGCAUCGUUAACUUCCACCACCACUCAAACACCUUCAGUACAAGACUUCCAAGCUUAUCAGCAAUACUUGCAAAAACGGGCCGGUGUCGCCACUGCUUCAGAUAAUACCAAUGUCAGCGAUAAUGGCGCUAAUAUUGAUCAACACUGUGACGGACACGAUGAGUUAGGCUGCUUUCAAGUGCGUUUAUACUACGAUUGGUUUCUGAUUCCGGGUUCUUGUAAAUGUUGGCGGCCCGAUUACUUCGCCAAAUACGUGCGACGAAAGUCGGUGGCUGAUUUGUAAAAAUUAAAAAUUUUCGCAUUUCGAAACCGCAAACGGCCGACAAGCUUGCUUUCAAAACCACAAUAAUAAUCAUAUUUGCGUAGAAAUUAAGUUCAUCAUCAUCUCUAUCCAUUUUACAAUUAUGUAUGAAAUUUUCAUUCUAAGAAUCCUUUAAUUUUCAAUUUAUUUCAACGCAUAAAUCUUUUAGGAUUUUUGAGAGUUUAAAUUUCGUUUUCAAACACCAUAAUGAUUAAAAACGCUUAACAAAAACACUCGCACGUUAUUCUCUACAUCGAUGUCAACGAGAAUCAAUUUUAACUCAUCGACAAUAUUUCCAUAGUAUGUAUUAAGCUAAUUUUACUUUACUUUACUCGAAGUGGUAUAAAAGUUAUCAAGUCUUUCAAGAAAGCCGUUGUUUCGCGAGUCGUUUGAUAGAUGAGUUCAUUCCGUGGAAAACGAGCGCAAUUCAUAUCCAUAGCAAUAUUAACAUGUUCAAAACUGUCACUGCAUCGUUCGGAAUGGGGGCGAUUUUCGAAAGCCUAUUGGGCCUAUUGGUACCACCUGCCAAAUGUCGCUUGUUAUCUGUGAAAAAAUUGUUCGAGUGAACCAUUGUGUUGUCAAUGGUUCAGAUGCGGCGCCUUUACUCAUUUACGUACCAAAAUAGAUGUAGAUAUUAAAUAAAAACACUGCAGCGAACUAAGCUCCACUAUUGGAUACUCUGCCCCGCACUAUAGUUAUUCAUAAAACGACUUUCCAAACCGUUCUAUGGCAAGUGGUGAAAAAUGUAAUCCGAUUCAAACAAUUAUCAAUAGUGUUGAGCCUUGGGCCAAAAAACGUCAGUGUACUAAAUUCCGUUUAAAUAAACCAAAAAUUUGCGGACUGUAGAUUGAACUUAAGAAAGAGUGAACAAAUGGACAAGAAUCCGUUUCUGAAUCGAUUGGUAUAAUAAAAAGUGGGUUUACCCUAAGUCCUUCUGGGUGUUGCUUACAUCCGCACAAACUUAAUACAUCACAAAUAGUGUAGUGUAUAAAAUGUUUACCAAUUCAAGCCGGAAAAGAUGUCCAACACUUAGGACCUGUAGGUUGAAAAAACAAAAAAACAAUAAAUCGGACAGACAUACAGACACCGUUAAAUGGGUUUAGAAAAUAAUACUGAAUCAAUCGGUACAAUAAAAUAUGGCUCUAUCACAAGUACUCCUAGGUGUUAAAUUCAUCUGCACAUACUCAAGAUAACCAUUUAUCACAAAUGGUGUUGGGUAUAAUGAGCCUCAUCACUCAGUAUAAUUUUAUUCAUGCAUUUCCAGUACGCAAUAAGCGAAUGUAUAGCAGGUGCGUCUGGCAGAGAACAUUUUCUACUUUUUACUUUUCAAAUAUAAUCGUGAUAACAGUUGUAUGUUGACAGCACUGCUUGUUAAAAGAGCCUACUCCUAUAAGACGACCCAACUGAGCAUUAAGUAAAUCUGUAUUUUUUACUGCCGCGAAUCGACAAAGGAUGUUUAAUAACAUGAUUUUGCUGAUUCUUGCCGUUAAUAGGACUUUCUUAUAAUUAAUUUAUCGAUUUCUAUUGAUCGCAUAACACAGUUAUCUCACAGUUAUUGGUUACCGUCGACAGUAGGUUUAUAUUAAUCAGAUAUUUGCAAAGUUUUUUUUUGUCGACAAAAGGGUUUUCGGCUAAACGAAAGACAAAGUCGAAUUUGCCGACUUUCAUCGACGAUUAGCAUUUU
This is a messenger RNA of Glossina fuscipes, 3078 nucleotides long. RefSeq lists its product as uncharacterized. Bases 138 to 1376 code for a protein of 412 amino acids. The record is from RefSeq and is a predicted model, not a curated record. Gene Ontology annotation, molecular function: Toll binding; growth factor activity. Gene Ontology annotation, biological process: central nervous system formation; innate immune response; regulation of Toll signaling pathway. The transcript is spliced from 4 exons. Gene Ontology annotation, cellular component: extracellular region. NCBI's taxonomy places the organism in Eukaryota, Metazoa, Arthropoda, Insecta, Diptera, Glossinidae.